This is a messenger RNA of Glarea lozoyensis ATCC 20868, 3678 nucleotides long. Its product is annotated as RNI-like protein. Bases 1 to 3678 code for a protein of 1225 amino acids. The record is from RefSeq and is a predicted model, not a curated record. The transcript has 6 exons. Lineage: Eukaryota; Fungi; Ascomycota; Leotiomycetes; Helotiales; Helotiaceae.
AUGGCGCCCUCGGGCAAAGACGAGAGCACGAAGAGUCGCCGUAAGAGUCUCAAUCCAUUUACGAGGCAUUCGUUGUCCAGUCUUUCGAACCUAAAUACAAACGUUGGGGAUGAGUACGCUACGAUUGGAGAAGGUGAGGGUGAGACGCAGAGAAGGGAGAGGAAGAAGCUUGGGAAGAGACACUCGGUGUUUAGCAUAGGACCUUCUGCUAGUCACGAAGUUGGCGCUCCAAAACAGGACGGUUCCUUGAGUCCUUCGCACAGCAAUGGCUCUCACUCUCCGAGAGUACGACCCCGGACACUUCAGAAAGGUCGGCCGACCUCUAUAUUCGGAUCUCUAGGGAAACGCUCGAUGACUUAUGUCGAUGAGGAGGAGGUAGACCAUUUCGCUUCCUCUGCUCCGGAGUCGCCUUGGGAAGACGGGCACCCGGAAGGUGCCACAACGCCGAAUAAGACUGUGCUAUAUCAUGGGGAGGUACAAACAGAAAGUGGCAUGUUUAGGAAGAAGAAGGAAUACCUGGUUUUGACAGAUUCAUAUCUGAUACGGUUCAAGAGUCAAUCGAGAGCAUCCGAGGUCUUCCCCUCAAUUCCGCAUGCCUACGGUCGUGGAGGCGCAACGAGACAUCCUUCGACUACUUCUGUAGGGUCGUUGCAGGAGGUGCAGUCAAAUCAUUCACAUACAUCGGCGGAAGGAGACAAUCGAAUUCCUUUAUCACAAAUUGUUACUGCAUACCGAGUAGAAGAUGGAAGGCCAUUCUUUACCACCGAGGUAGUAUAUUUAGAUGAAGAUUACCACGGGGUUGGCUCUAUACAACUUAUGCUUUACGAUCCUACAGACGCAGACCUUUGGCUCUCUUCAAUCCGAGGCGCCGCCCAGAAAGCGAGGCUUCUACAGGAAGAGCCUUUUCCCGCAAGAAUUAUCAAAUAUCUCGUACGCUUAGUAGAGGGCUUGCACGAUUACGAUCCCAACCAUUUUCAGGUCUUCCGGGUUGUCAGAAGAGCCCCGCUUGUGAAAGGUGGAAAAUCAACCUCAUCCUCAGACGAUUUACAAAAGUUGGCUGGAACGGUUUUUUAUAUGGUUGUUGGGAUCAACAAUAUUCAUCUGAUCCCGGUGCCAGAUUUUAGUGAUUCUUCCAGGAGAUUACUGGCCCCUAAGGCUAACCGGCAUACUCAUGGAAUCGUCACCCUAUAUAGGAUCAAUAUGUUGAGUGGGGAUGAUAGAUUUGAGCUUGCUUUCAGAAUGCCAUUGCAGCCCGUAAAAAUGUUAGAAUUAGCUGCAUUUGCCAGCUUUGAUAUUGUGGCGGUUAUCAAUAGAGCAUGGCAAUAUCUCAAACCUCUGUGGUUCGACCGCAGUUUCCUGCUGAAGGGUGCAGGAGAUCAAUUGCCUCUCGAAGAUGCUGUGCCACUCGUUGAAGCAGAGGAGUACGGUGCUUUUGACAGGACUCUCGUUGCUCACUGCAUAGCGUACAACUGUAACCCAGCAAAUGUACAGUAUGCAGUUGAUUGGCACGUUGAAGACGCUCCCGAAUUUCGCCUUUACCCUCCUGCGGUUACGCCAAAAUAUACCGUUUAUGAAUUAUUAGCAAUUUUCCGCUCACUUCGAUACAACAAUUCAUUCAACUCAAUCUCAUUUCGAGACAUAGACUUACAUAGUAUGCAUGGCAUGAUGGAUGACUGUGGGACUGAUCACGUCGCGUAUACCAGUCGUAAUGGGAUUCCUGUGACACAGUACUCCAAUAUUAAUCCACAGGCUCGAUCAAUAUUAUACCGCGAAGUUCAGGCUCUUGCGUUAAAGUCAUCUAGUCUGCGCCGCGUAGAUUUUACAAAUACUUUACCUAAAAGAAGACCUACAGAUAUGUUCGACUUGGAAGGUCGUGAAAUCGAGAAAGAUCCCGGUUGCGAGAUUGUUGGAGCAUUAUUACCCCUUUGCGGUAAAAAUCUUACUAGUAUCAGCUGGAUUAUAUUGAGUGGAAUAGAGCUUGGAGAAACGGAUCUCGAAGAGAUGAUACCUGCACUGAACGAGAGAGGGUCUCAAAUCCGAGCCAUUGAGUGCUCACAUUGCGGGCUCACCGAUCGGGGUAUUAUUCAGUUACUAGGUCAUUUAGAAAAGCAAAACGCCUCCCUCGAAUGCAUCAACAUCGCCGAUAAUUCUGGCCGCAUCGAGCCUGACAGAUUUUCAUCUUCGAUGAGUCGCUUUUCUCGAAUAAGGAAGCUUGAUUUAUCGAGAAUAACGAGAAUAUCAGGAGAUCAGCCACUCUUUGCUCCUGAGGUUUUACUGUCUUGGGACUUGGAGGAGCUUAUCAUGAACGGUAUUCCUAUUAACGACAAAUCUCUUGACGCGAUUGCUACAUAUUUGGCGAGCGACAAGUCUGAUUCACUAAGAGUUCUUCAAAUGGAGCAGUGUAAUCUUAAUGGUAAUCAUGUGGCUUUGCUAAUGAGAGCAAUGGCCAGGGAGGCAGGGCAAGCUCGGGAAUUACAGCUUCACGUCAACGCUAACAAGCUGGAAAAGGGUGUUGGCGAGAUUGCCAAAGCUAUCAAGGAGAAUCAUACACCAUCACACUUGGUCAUGCGAAUGAUCGAGUUCGAGAAAGAAGAUCAUUUCAGACAGAUUUUAGAAGCGCUGCGGACGAAUACGACCAUUCGGUCACUAGAUUUGUCAAAGGCCUCUUUACCGUAUGACGCAAAUGAGCUCACUUGCGAUACGUUACGCCUAGUUUUCGCUGAGAAUACAACGCUCCAGGAGCUCGAUAUUUCAGGAGAACAGGCCCAUCUAGAGGUGACACGAUUCGGUAUUGGUCUCAACCAUGGUCUUACUGGAUUGAAGGAGAACAAAGCUCUCAAGGUACUACGAAUCGAGUACCAAAACCUUGGAAUGGAAGGUGCCAACACGCUGUCAUCCGUUUUGGAGCACAACAAACACCUGACCCACGUCCAUUGCGAGCAUAAUGAUAUUAACCUGCAAGGCUUCACCAUCUUGGUAAACGCCCUUGCGACAAACUACACGGUGCUUGAAUUCCCAUUCAUGCACAACGAACAGGAUGCGUCUAUGAAGCGCAUUAGCACGAACAUGAUGGAGACACGAACUCAGGCACAGAAAAUGAAGGACGAUCACAACAAAUCCUCAGUCCGCCGAUCUUUGUCGACUUUCGGUAUCCACAAACCCAUGCCAGCGCAGGAUUUGACGCCCCAAGAUGUCGAUGCUGUAGUAAGAUUACUUGCCGAGCGGUGGGACACUCAAAUGCAGCGAAUGGCCAUGUUCCUCGAACGUAACCGAAACAUCGCUAAUGGUAUUGAGCCUGGCCCAGGUGACGGAUAUACUGUUGGUGAAGAAUUUCUCCGUCCUACGACCGCCAUGAGCGAUAAUGGCAUACUCGAAACUGUCCUUAGUAACACGACUCCUCGCGCCGAUAUGCCGAACCCUGUAGACACGCAUAUGAAUGCCAAAUUCGGUAACCUAGGUAUCUCCACAAUUCAAGAGGGCGAUGGCGAGGAGAACUCGUUCCAGCAUCCUAUCAUGCCGAGAUAUGGGCAGAGGAGUAUGUCAUUCGAGAUGAACGAUGAUGGGGCAAAUGAUAGAUUACCUAGAAUCCGGCGCCCGGAUGGGAGGUUCGAACCGUUAGAGAUCAGGGAACAUGCUCAGAUGUUCUCGAAUGGGGAGUUUUUCAAGAUGGAAUCUUGA